Molecule: messenger RNA, 375 nt
Organism: Oldenlandia corymbosa var. corymbosa
Lineage: Eukaryota; Viridiplantae; Streptophyta; Magnoliopsida; Gentianales; Rubiaceae
Source: the annotation of a GenBank genome assembly
AUGGCUAUGGUGAUCUCAGAUGACUCCACCAGAGGACAGCCACCGCUCAAGGGUCGUUCGCUCCAAAUUGCCGGCGAGGAGGUUAUUCAAUCCAGCUUAGUUUUAACUCCCAAGAUGUUCCGUGAGGUGAAGGAUGAUAUGGAGAAUGUCAAAAUGCAGGUGAAUGUGGAAUUGGCUCCACAUUUGUUGAUCAAGUUGGAGUCCGAUGAUGAUCUGAAACUCUUAGAGAAAUUGAACAGUGUGGAACAUUUGGAGGCCUCUUCAUUUACCGUGUUACCUCCUCUUGCUAUUGGAAGGGAAGACAUGAAAAAGGCUCAUGAAGGCUAUGCAGCACUUCGGGAAUGCUCUGAAAACAUUGUUGCCUACUUCAACUAG